AGUUUCCACUCGGAUAUCUACCGCCUUCCUUUUGUCUGCCGGAGACGCUCCUCUGCUCAGUCGUCCUCCGAGGAGACGGGAAGAUGACGUCCCGCCGGAUCUACCUGAAGACAACUGUCCUGGUUGCUCUGGCGACGCUGGCAGCUCUCGGAGAUGUGUCCGGCGACAGCCGCCUGCACCGGAUCCUGAGGAGGAGAGACGCGCCUGGAACCACCAGCACCGGUACCAGCACCAGCACCAGCACCGGUACCAGCACCGGUACCAGCACCAGCACCAGCACCGGUACCAGCACCGGCCCGGCCCAGUCCCCCGUCUCCAUCCCGUCCUCCGAGGCCCAGGACUUCCUGGCCAAGCUGAGCAGAACCAAGAGGAACCUCUGGGACCGGAACCGGCCAGACGUGCAGCAGUGGAUCAUGCAGUUCCUGUACAUGGGCUUUGACGAGGAGAGGCUGGAGGCCGACCUGUCGUACUGGAGGGACCACGCUCGCUCCAACGACCCGGGCCGGCAGCAUCACUACGACGAGAACGCCCCCAUCGCCCCGCGGGACGCCACCGCCUACCGGCACGGCGCCAACGUCAACUACGACUAUUACUAACGCCGCGGCGCCUGGGCCGAGUCUAUAUACCCACCAGCGCUGGGUCGUAUAAUCCCUCCAUACGGAAGAGUAUUAGGGCCAGGCAGGAGGAAACAUAUUUGAGAGGGGAAGAUUUUUUUUUAUUGUGUCGAAAUGUUGAGAAAAAAGUAGAAAUGUCGAGAAAAAAGACGAAAUUUCGUGAAUAAAGUUGAAAUGUCGAGAAAAAAGUAGAAAUGUUGAGAUUAAUGUUGAAAUACAAUUUCGAGAAAAAAGUCAAAAUUUCGAGAAAAAAGUGGAAAUGUCGAGAAAAAAGUCGAAAUGUUGAAGAAAAAAGUGGAAAUGUCGAGAAAAAAGUCGAAAUUUUGUGAAUAAAGUUGAAAUGUCGAGAAAAAAGUAGAAAUGUUGAGAUUAAUGUUGAAAUACAAUUUCGAGAAAAAAGUCGAAAUGUCGAGAAAAGUCCAAAUUUAGACGAAAAAAGGCGAAAUGUCGAGAAAAAAGUCAAAAUUUUGUCAAUAAAGUUGAAAUGUCGAGAAAAUAGUAGAAAUGUUGAGAUUAAUGUUGAAAUACAAUUUCGAGAAAAAAGUCAAAAUUUCGAGAAAAAAGUCCAAAUUUAGACGAAAAAAGGCGAAAUGUUGAAGAAAAAAGUCAAAAUUUUGUGAAUAAAGUUGAAAUGUCGAGAAAAAAGUAGAAAUGUUGAGAUUAAUGUUGAAAUACAAUUUUGAGAAAAAAGUCGAAAUUUCGCCUUUUUUCUUAUCAUUUCAACUUUUUUCUCGAAGUGCAUAAUGAAAAAAAAAAUCUUCCCCCUCUAAAAUAUGAUCUUUAUUCUUCUCCUGCCUGGCCCUAAUACUCUCAUACUCUCCAGCUGUCGCUUUCAUCCGGUAAAUAAAAGAAUUGCAUAACACAGACGUGUCCUUCUUCAACAUUUGGUUGUAAAUAAAGAUGUUGCUCUCUUUCCUG
Messenger RNA from Cololabis saira (Pacific saury), 1532 nucleotides. It is a transcript of the gene ecrg4a, whose product is annotated as ECRG4 augurin precursor a. Gene Ontology annotation, biological process: regulation of cell population proliferation; G1 to G0 transition; central nervous system development. The record is from RefSeq and is a predicted model, not a curated record. NCBI's taxonomy places the organism in Eukaryota, Metazoa, Chordata, Actinopteri, Beloniformes, Belonidae. Bases 84 to 596 code for a protein of 170 amino acids. The transcript has 4 exons.